Punctularia strigosozonata HHB-11173 SS5 is the source of this 5903-nucleotide messenger RNA. RefSeq lists its product as uncharacterized. The transcript has 24 exons. The record is from RefSeq and is a predicted model, not a curated record. Bases 1551 to 5777 code for a protein of 1408 amino acids. Gene Ontology annotation, molecular function: protein kinase activity; ATP binding. Gene Ontology annotation, biological process: protein phosphorylation. Lineage: Eukaryota; Fungi; Basidiomycota; Agaricomycetes; Corticiales; Punctulariaceae.
GCGAGUUUAUAUCCUGCUUGUUGCCCAUAACAUUGUACCUGUAGACGAUGAGCCCGGAACGCGGAAGCAUCAUCAGCCGCUCGUUGGUUGGUAGAUGAUACUGCAUCGAGUAUGGGUGCCGAACAAGCUCAGGCGUGAUCUUGACCGCGGAUAGUCAAGCGAUGUUGUCACGCUAGUUAUUGCGUUGUUGUACAUCGAUGCCAUAUGGAGCCACAGCUGACCCACAACUACUUCGUGAAGAUGGACACCACGUCUUCGUCCAGCACCAGGUGAUUCAAGCUCACCUUCUGCGCGUGCGGUGCAAACUUGGAAGACUUGCCCCAUACGAGCGCGUACCGGAAAUUCGUCGCGAGCGACCGAUGGAUGCCGUUACACACGUUCUCGAUCGUGGCGCCCGUUCGCAGACAGACGGGGUCGGAGAGGUCUGGAUGUUCGCCGCGUUUCUUGGUGUAGACGCGGACGAGGCCGAGCUCGGCCCAGAUGCGUUCGAUGAGGUAGUCCAUGUUGAGGUCCAUCUCGCAGGAGAUGACGACGGUGUGGUCCUGGCGGGCGAGCUGGUCGACGCGUUCGAGCGAGAUGGCAUCGAUCUUGUUGUAGACGUAUAAACAGGGUAUGUAUUUGCGAGUACCAAUCAGUACGUCGAUGAAUUCGUCUGUCGUGAUGUCUUCACGUAUCAUCACGUCACAGUUAUGCAGCUUAUAGCUGGCAAGGAUACUCCUGAUCGUCUUCUCGUCCGUCUUAGUCAGCUUGACGGUCGUGUUGAGAGUGAUCCCGCCCGUUGUCUUGCGCUUGAACACGACGUCUGGCUUACGCUUGUUGAGCCGGAUGCCGACCGCGUCAAGCUCAAUUUCGAGCAAGCGCCGUUGCUCCUCCGACUUGGUCGCGUCGAGCAUGAUCAGGAUGAGAUCGGCAGUUUUGGCGGUGGAUACGACCUGCCGCCCUCGACCACGACCCUGACUAGCGCCCUCGACGAUCCCGGGCAGAUCGAGCAGCUGUAUGCGCGCCCCUUGGUACUCAAUCACGCCCGGGAUCGCGGUCAACGUCGUGAACUCGUACGCCGCCGCCUCGGAUUGCGUGUGCGUCAUCUUGCUCAAUAGCGUCGACUUUCCGACCGAGGGGAAGCCGAUGAGCGCGACGCGGGCAUCGCCUGAUUUUUGGACGUCGAAACCCGUGCCUGCCGGACCGGACUUGGAGGUCGGCUCGAGGAGCUGGGCACGGUACCGCGCGAGCUUGGCUUUGAGAAGACCGAGAUGGUAUUCCGUGGCCUUGUUCUUCUGCGUUCGCGCCAUCUCCUCCUCGAUUUCCUUGAUCUUCUCUACGACGCCCAUGGUGUGAUCGAAUAGCCGUGAAGUACGACGAUAUGUGUUACGCGAAUCGGCGGCGACGGCCAAAGCAGAAAGAUAUGAUUGCGCGGAAGAUGCCGAGCGUCCGACGCGCAUGAAAGCGCCUGCAGCAGCGCAGGCACACUCUCCAGACGUCGCUCACCACAGUCCCGGCCACGUCUUGCGGGCUCGCUGAUAGCAUAAAGGGUGAUCCCAACACUCAAGAGGAUGAUCUCCCGCCACACGCCGACGCUGUACACCCACGACGAGAACGACUCGGACGACGACGACGGCGCCGACUGGGACGUCUACCCCGACGCCAUGCCCGCGUCCACUCCCUCCCGCCUCACCCUCCGCUCCCGCAAAUCCUACAACGCCUCCACCUCCCAGCCUUCCUCCGCCUCCCCCGCAGCUGCCUCCACCUCCGCCACGCCCAGCGCCGCCCGCCUCUCCAAGUACUCGGACGUCUACUCGCAGUUCAUCCGGCGCUACCGCUCCGCGCCCGACAUCGACGACGACCCGCGCAACGACCCGGACAGCCACUAUAUCCACCGCGGAAUUGGACAGCUCCAGGACCUCGGGGACAGCGACGACGAUGACGCGCCGCCUGGCGAACUCGCCGACCGCUUCUCGUCGCUCGUGCUCGACGCGGAACCGAUGGAGCCCACGACGCUCGAGGAGCGCGAGCGGCUCGAGUGGCAGACGAUGCUCGCCUCCGUCCUCGGCGGCGACGUCCUCCGCUCGGAGAAGACGCGCAUCGCGACCGUCCUCGGCGAGGGCACCGCCGAGGAGAAGUCGCGGCUCAACAUCUGGCUCGGCAUCCGCGCCAAGCUCCACGGCCGGACGGACGAGGAGGAGCGCAAGAGCCUCGACGAGCGCCGCCUCCGCAUCGUCGACCCCGUCAUCGCCGACAUCCUCCACUUCCGCGUCACCGCCGACGACCCGGACCCGUCCGGCGCGAUGCGCCAGGUGAAGGCCCUCCUCGCCCGGCUCGACACCGCGCUCUCGCUCUACCCCACCCUCAAGGCGUUCUACCUCGACAAGCCCGUCGCCGCCGAAGGCGUCUUCCAGACCCGGCUCGACACGCUCUACACCUGGUCCAACGUGCUCCUCUCCCUCCGGAAACAGAUCGACACCCUUCGCGCGCUCACCGGCAGCGAGACGCUCGACGUCACCCAACCCAACACGGACCCGGACCUGCCCCUCCGCCGCGAGAGCCGGCGCCGGGGCGAGCGCGGCACGCACGAGGUCGCGGACGGCACGACGUUCGUCGACCGCAUCCUGAAGGAAGACUCCUCCCAGCGCACAUUCGAGAAGGGCGCGCUCACGACCGUCCACGCCCUCAUCGGCACCGCGCGCGACGCGCAGGUCAACCUCGCCCCGUACUUCCACGAGAUGAACCUGCCCACGUUCGAGCGCGAGCUCACGCUCCUCAUCUCCUUUCCCACCAACCUCGUCCAGGCCAUCCUCCGCGUUCGGCUCGAGUACGCCCGCAAGCUGAAGGAUCCCGAGGUGCUCAUCAUCGACCAGAUGAUCGACGACCUCAAGAUCAACAUCGGCCUCGCGUGCACACUCAAGCGCCAAUACGAUGCUUUCCUCGCGCCCGAUCCCGGGGGCAACUGGAAUCUCCCGCCCUGCAUUGAUAAGGACUACGAUGCGGUCGUGUUGGAGGCGCUUGCUUUCCUGUUCAAGCUCAUACACUGGAAGCUGAAGAGCGGUGCGAAGAGCAUAUAUUUCAAGGAGACCGACGUCCUCGAGAGCCAGUGGGCGACGUUUAACGACGUUAGCUUGAGCACCGCUGGUGGUUCGGCGCUUGUUGCUGAACAGCUCUGUGUCUUGACGAACAAGCUCAUGGUCCGGGUCACCAACUACUUCGACAAUCAGGUCCGAGUUCCGCUCAACAACUCGUUCUCGCACAAAGCACAGCGACUCGCCGCCCACGCCAACGGGGCCAGCGCACUCGCGCGCAAGAAGAUGUCGGACGAGCAGCUCAUCAACUGGUAUGCAAAGAUUCUCGAGAGCGGUCGGCUGCGACAUCGGAAGCUCCAGCGAUUCGCCAGGUCGCUCACGCAGAAGUUUAACAACGCCGCCGAAUACACCCUGAACGACGUCCCCCUUGACCUCUUCAUCGCCACGCUCGUCGAAACGGAUCACAUCCUAGUCUACACCCAGACAUAUGAGGAAGACAGCACGUACAUAGUAGCGCCACACAUCCUCCGCGACCGGCCGGAGACGAUCCGGCGGCUGAUGACAGAGGCCUUCCAGGUGCACGAGGCGUUCACUGAGGAAGGCACGCGGAUCGUGAGUAGCGGCGAGGACGAGGACGAGGACGUGCUUGCGGACGAGGAUGUGCCCUACCUCCUCGUGCUCUCCCCGCGCAGCCAGUUCCUCUGGAACGGCCUCGUGCUUAUGCUCGAGAUCCCGAAGAUCGAGCUCGACCUCGAGGACAACACCGUUCGGCUCAUCGCGGACGGCUCCCACCGGCGGCUCGCCAUGGCCAAGGAGGAGUUCGCGGCGAGCUUCCUCAUCGAGGACGAGGACGGGAACCCGCUUGAGCCGCCGCUCCCGCCGCUGCAGUGCGUCGUCGAGAGCCGCGCGCACCUACCGAACGUCAACCGCGAGCUGCGCAAGAUCCUGCGCGCGACGAACCGGCUCGCGGAGUCGAUCGUCGACUCGGUCCACCACGUGCGCACCUCGCUCCGCGAGACGUCCGGCUACCAGGAGCUGCUCGAGAACUGGUACGGCUUCGCGUCCGAGCACGGCCAGCACGCGCAGAAAUACGUGGAGCGCGCGUCGCUCGCCAAGUUCAACAGGCUGCUCAUCAAGCUCGCCAUCUCCUGGGUCACCUUCAUCUGCGACGACUGCGACCCCAACGACCGGCGCACGUUCCGCUGGGCGGUCAGCGCGCUCGAGUUCGCGCUCCACCGCACCCGGCGCAACAACAUCCUGCAGAUGCCGAGCGACCAGUUCGAGCACCUCCGGCAGAAGGUCGCGAGCUGCAUGACGCUCCUCAUCGGCCACUUUGACAUCCUCGGCGCGCGCUCGAUCAAGGAGCGCGAGCGCCAGGAGGAGCUGCUCCGCCAGCAGGCCCACACCGCGCGCGAGGUCGAGGAUUGGGAGCGCGCGACCUCGCCGCCCGAGACGGACGAAGGUGUCGUGGACCACGGCUUCAUCGAUCGCUCCGUGCGCCUGUUCUGGGAGAAGGCGGCGCGCGCCGUGCGCGAGCUGGAGAGGAACCGGGCCGCGGUCCUAUCCGAGCAGCACAUCGCUGGCCGCGUGCUUGAGGACAAGCCAGAGAACCGAUCGCUGCUCUUCCUCGCGGGCUCCUCGUCCAACUUUGCGAUCCGCUGGCAGCAGGGCAAGUUCAUCGGCGCGGGCGCGUUUGGUUCCGUGUACUCGGCAGUGAACCUCGACUCUGGGUCGCUUAUGGCGGUGAAGGAGAUCAAGUUCCAAGAGUUUUCGGGCCUCCCCAACCUCGUUGCUCAGGUGAAAGACGAGCUGAGCGUGAUGGAGAUGCUGCAUCACCCCAACGUUGUCGAGUUUUAUGGCAUCGAGGUGCACAGGGACAAGGUCUACAUCUUCGAGGAGUACUGUCAAGGUGGAAGCUUGAGCUCGCUGCUGGACCAUGGCCGGAUCGAAGACGAGCGUAUCAUACAGGUUUAUACGAUGCAGAUGCUGGAGGGCCUCACGUACCUUCAUUCGCAGAACAUCGUGCAUCGUGACAUUAAACCUGAUAAUAUCCUUCUUGAUCACCUCGGCGUCAUUAAGUUCGUUGACUUCGGCGCGGCUAAGGUGCUUGCAAAGAACCAGCGGACCAUGCAGCGCAGUCGCCGCGCGCCCGAACCUGGUGCGAUGGGCGGUGGACUAGGCAUGAACAACAGUCUCACUGGCACCCCGAUGUACAUGAGCCCAGAGGUGAUCAAGAAUGAUCGCCGGGGUAGGCACGGCGCCAUGGACAUAUGGUCAAUGGGGUGUGUGGUGCUCGAGUGCGCUACCGGACGGAAACCAUGGAGCAAUCUCGACAACGAAUGGGCAAUCAUGUUCCACAUUGGAGUAGCGACCCAACAUCCGCCGUUGCCCGAACCCCACCAACUCAGUGCUCUUGGCAUCGACUUUAUCAAGCAGUGCCUCACCAUUGAUCCGAUGAAGCGACCGACCGCCGUCGAGCUGAUGGAGCACCCUUGGAUGGUCGAGUUCCGCGACGUGCUCAUCAGCUACGAAGAAGACGAGAUGGCAACGAGCCCGCCUCAACACAUGCCCGAGGAGAACUUCGAGAACGCGUCCGUCGCGCGUCACGCGGCGAUCAUCCAGGAGAAGGAGGUGGAAGCCAUCCAACAGCCCUCUCCCGAGCUGGAGCCAGUGGAGGUCAGCUCGGAGGGGAUCACGCCCGAAGGUUCUUCAGGUUCCGGUCUGAGCGAUCGUUCGGGGAGCGGCAACAGCAGCCAUUCACGUUAGUUUUUUCUACACUCAUAUACGCUUUCCAUCUGUUUCCGCGCAAUAUCCAAUGUUGUACAUUACCAUUUUGCAUGCUGCUGUAUCAUUCGACUCUAUUGAUCUGUAUAUCUGUAUAUCCAAACUGCC